Molecule: messenger RNA, 971 nt
Organism: Ichthyophthirius multifiliis
Lineage: Eukaryota; Ciliophora; Oligohymenophorea; Hymenostomatida
Product: MORN repeat protein
Exons: 3
Molecular function (GO): protein binding
Source: RefSeq, a predicted model, not a curated record
AGUAAUAUGAUAUAGAAACUUUUUAAGAUUUAUAAAAUAAUUAAGAAUUAAUAUAAAAAGUUACUAAAUUGCAAGCUAGUUAUCGAGGAUAUUCAGUACGAAAAGGAAUAUCAAAUAUUUAACUUGAAAAGCAUUAUCCAAAACCAGAAUUUGCAAAAUCAAUUUCAAAAUAAUAUGAAGAAAUGAUUGAAUAAGUUAAAAAUACAUAUGAAUAAUUAGGCACUUUUGAGUAUUAAAAUCUUGAUAAUAUAUCUGAGGGUGCUGUAUAAUUAGGUCCUUAUGAACUAUCUAAUGGUGCUAUAUAUAUAGGGGGAUGGAAAAAAGGGUAAAGAUUAGGAAAAGGUAAAUAAAUAUGGAAAGACGGUAGUAUUUAUGAAGGUUAUUGGUAAAAUAAUAAUCAAAACGGCUAUGGAAGACUUAUACAUGCAGAUGGAGAUGUGUAUAUUGGAGAAUGGAGAGAUGAUAAAGCUCAUGGUAAUGGAACUUAUAUUCAUGUAGAUGGAACUAAAUAUGUAGGAAGUUGGUUUAACGAUAAGUAGCAUGGAUAUGGAGUUGAAGAAUGGCCUGAUUAAUCUAAAUAUGAAGGCAAUUAUAAUAUGGGAAAAAAACAUGGAACGGGAAAAUUUAGUUGGGCUUGUGGAAAUGUUUAUGAAGGUGAUUUUUUUUAAAAUUGUAUUUAAGGUUAAGGAACAUAUUAAUGGACAGAUUAGAAAUAUUAAGGCUAAUGGAAAGAUAAUAAAAUGCAUGGAUAUGGAAUUUUUACGUGGAAUGAUGGAAGAAUUUAUAAAGGAAAUUAUGAAAAUGAUAAAAAAUAAGGAUAUGGUGAAUUUUUUUGGCCUGAUGGUAGAAUUUAUAAAGGAGAAUGGAAAAAUGGAAAAUAAAAUGGUAUUGGAAUAUAUAAAAAUUCUAAAGGUACUGAAAGAAAAGGUAAAUGGGAAGAAGGGCAAAUUGUUAAUUGGAUUGAGGAAUGA